AUGCUGGAGACCUACUCGUAUUCAAAUUCCCCACCUGGCAGUGGGUUUGGGGUGUAUGUACACCUCAGGGAGCCAGCAGUGGGCAAGAGAGUGAACAGCUGGCUGCCGCCAGAUAAACAAUUUCUCGUAACGAGGGGCGUGGCUUGUCACAGAAGAGUUCGAGACAUCGAGGCUUCGCUCAAUGCUGAGGCCAGAGAGGAUGCUGAGGGUUGGGUGCUGCCUAUAGACGCAGACCCUGAGGAGCUGCAGAGCGAGCCGGCGGUUUCUUUGGGGGGUUCAACAGAGAGGCAAACCUCUCGCGAUGUCUCAGCAGGCGAUGGCAUUGCUUUGCUCCCGGAGACGGCGGAUGAGGGUUUGAGCGUGCAGGGUGGCGCCUUGCCUGACCUGAAGAAUCUUCGUGACCUGGAUAGUCUCCUCUGCGAGGAUGACCCGGCGUGUGCGGAGUCUUCGACAUCCUAUUUUGUUCGUCAAGCCCCCGAUGCUGAUGUGCUGAGCGUGCGGACUUACGAUCUGAGCAUUACCUACGACAAGUACUUUCAAACGCCGCGGCUUUGGCUGUUUGGAUAUAAUGAGAGCGGUACCCCGCUAACCCCCGCGGAGAUAUUCGAAGAUAUUUUAACAGAUUAUGCAGCAAAGACCGUCACUGUUGACCCUCACCCCUGUACUGGGGUCCCCACAGCAUCUAUUCAUCCUUGCAAGCAUGCUCAAGUGAUGAAGAAGGUAGUGGACCACUGGCGCUCGCAAGGCGUCGAGCCCAGGCCUGACUUGGCGUUGAUAGUGCUGCUGAAGUUUAUAUCGAGUGUAGUGCCCACCAUUGACUAUGAUUUUACUAUGGAUAUAGAUAUGGGGCUCUGCGGCCCCCAAACUAACAAACCGCAACAGUAA
Molecule: messenger RNA, 885 nt
Organism: Eimeria mitis
Lineage: Eukaryota; Apicomplexa; Conoidasida; Eucoccidiorida; Eimeriidae
Product: autophagocytosis associated protein, putative
Exons: 10
Coding region: 1-885 (294 amino acids)
Biological process (GO): autophagy of mitochondrion; nucleophagy; autophagosome assembly
Cellular component (GO): cytosol; cytoplasmic ubiquitin ligase complex
Molecular function (GO): Atg8-family ligase activity
Source: RefSeq, a predicted model, not a curated record